Messenger RNA from Scleropages formosus (Asian bonytongue), 11605 nucleotides. Its product is annotated as transcription factor 20-like. Lineage: Eukaryota; Metazoa; Chordata; Actinopteri; Osteoglossiformes; Osteoglossidae. Gene Ontology annotation, cellular component: nucleus. The record is from RefSeq and is a predicted model, not a curated record. The transcript is spliced from 7 exons. The coding region runs from base 1828 to 9747 and encodes 2639 amino acids. Gene Ontology annotation, biological process: regulation of transcription by RNA polymerase II.
UGUGUGUGUGUGAGUGUGUGUGCAAUUUGAGGCGGUCUUGAGUAAAAAAAUUUAAGAGCAACGAAUCUACAUACAUAAGAGGAAAAAACUGUGGUGCUUUCACGAAAGGUGGAAACUGGUUUCAAUGAGCGAAACCCAGCGGCAGUAGUUGUGCGGAGGGGGCACACUGGAUGUGGCGUUUCGAGCAGAUUUACCUAACAAACGGUGUGUGAGAGGGGAGGAAGGAGAGCGAGAGGAGGAGAAGGGGCGGGGGUCUUUUUAUGGAUCUCACUGGGCUGACUGACACCCCGAUUUUGGACCCGUUAUUUUUGGGAGGCGAGGAUAAAACAAAAGGAAAUACACUGGAGGAAAAGGCCCGCGAAUUGUGUAUGUGUAACGGGGGCCCCGCAGCUCCUUCGCCACCGCCACCGCCACCGCCGCCGCCUCUGCUGCUGCUGGUCUGGGUGGUCCCGACGGAAGAGCGAGAGUCGGCGUGGCUUUCUACUCGAGCCCGAGGAUCGCGGGCACAAAAGAGACGGGAGAGCGAGCAUAGCUCGCGAGCUCUGCCGCGCGCCGGACCAAGCCAAGGUGUUUUCCCUCAAUGGAAUAUUUGAAUAUUGAAUGUAAGGUCCUCCCUUGCAUGCAGAAGAAAGCAAGAAAAGAAGGCUGACUGAGAUGUGCUCAUGGACAUCACAAUGAAAAAGGAAAGCAAAAAAAUUCUUGGAAUUACAGAAUGAUAAACAGAAGACACAUUAAAAGAAGAGAGGGAUAAAUCAAUCAACAGAACGCUAAAAUAAAAUACAAAAAGGGAAUAUAUUUUUGAUAUAUCCAACUAGGAAAAGAAAAAAAACUUGGGAUUACAAAAGAGGAUUGAUUGGGGACCAAAGAAUCACUUUUUUCUUUUUUCAUGAUGUAACAGUAAGCAAAUGCAAACUAAGAUUCCACUUAUAAAGUCAGUAUUAACAAGUGAAAAACAAGGACAGGCAGUCAUUAAGAACGAAGAAAAAAUAAACUAAGAAUUAUUGAAGUUGAAGUAGAUAUUUUUCUGGACAAACGAAUGUCAUGUUUUUAAUAAUUUUGUCACUGUAGAGCAAAGCUUAAGCUUGAAAUACCAGUUGUGCUAUAUAGUACAGGACUGCUGCUGCUAAUGCUAUUGCAAAUUUUUUUUUUCCUCAGAUUUUAGAUAUGGCUGUGAUACCUGAUUUGAAGCAUUACAGUAACCAUAGCAGUUAACAGCAUUUGCAAAAACAGUUGUGUUUUAUUACAGUGUAACUAUCUUCUUUCAGUUUUGUUUGUAGUUAUCUAAGGUAGCUUGAGCUUUACUUUACUCUUCGGUGCAGAUCCAUUUAAAUUUUCAUAUUUGCUCUCUUCUAGUGCCAAACUGCUGUGUCUGCUUUGUGAUAAUUGCAAUAUUUAUAUUUUCUAUUCAAUUGUUACUCACGUCUGUGUAAAUUUUCAGAAGGCAGCCCGUUUUCACUUCCUUUACUUUACAAUUCGAGAUCCAGUAAGAUACUUUAAUUACCUUUAGCCAAAAAGGACAAAAGAACUGCAGUUGUGUACCUUGAAGAUUUUUAUUGGCCAGGUCUUCUAUCACCUGUCUGCCUUGGCUGUAGCAAAUUAAAAGUCUUGCUGCUACAACUGCGCGAAUUACACCUGCUUCAGCUGCGCCUGUGGCAACGAUGGACUUCUUGCGCUUGUGACGCCACUUUUAUGCAGUUCUGUCUGCAGUUACUAUUACAGACUCUUUUUGUAUUAUUACAGCUACGGAAAUAGUUUUCCAGAAGUGUUCUCACCACAGUAUCAGUGAAAUUAUUUGUACGCUGAUUUAUUCAGUGUAGUGAGAGAAAAAUGAAAAGUUUUCGUGAUGGUUCUGCUCCUCAUCCUGUGUUUGCUAGUGGGGUUGAUGGAGGCAGCGGGACCUCCCUUUACCCAUCACGGUCAUUAGACCCUCAGAGCUCUCCAAGAAUACCUGAAGAAUAUGUGGCAGCACAACAACAACAGCAACAACACAAUCCUCAGGCACAGAGCCAGCAUCCUCACAAUAUGAUGCCUAUUCACACCAGCCAGGCAGCCCUCAUGCAGGGUUAUGGGGCAAGAAGCCGAGUCAGUGGAGGUGGGGAGGUAUUCCCGAGUGACUCAAAACAUGCUGAUAUUAACAGCACCAACAUCCCUUUCAGGAAAGAAGUGAUUGAUUAUUAUUUUUCAGCAAGUAGCAAGGAAGAAAAUCGAAGAGGAAGCCAGGGAUUCAGUUAUGGGAUCGGUUUGGGUUUUUCAAAUGUGGAUAGUCAAGUGCCUCAUCCAUACCGGCCUGUCAGAAAUUCAGGUUCUGCUUCUGGGAUGUCUCACUAUCAGGUGGACUACGGUACUGCAGCUGGCUCUGGUAGUAGUGGUAACGGCAGUAGCAGUGGUGUUGGAACCUUUUCUCCCUCACACCAGUACCGUUUAGGUCAGAACUCCCCAGUUCCAGCAGUUGGACCUCAGAUUCACUUACGUCAUCAGGCCCCAAAUUAUUCCUCACACCAAGGGCACCACCAAAGAGGCUAUGGUCUCUCUGGUCACAGACUGCCUCAUACUUUCUUACACUACCCUCCAAAUGGAUCCAUAGGGUCAGGAGGUGUUUAUAAUUCUCCUCCACAAAGGUACCAUACUGGGAGAAACAAUUUUGAGUGCAAAAUAAACAGUUCUACUCAUGUCAAUUCAAACUCAAAUCCUAAUCCCAGUUUGCCUAGUACAAAUAGCAUAGGGCAGUUUGAGAGCGUGGGUCAGAGUUAUCCCACUUCUGAUUAUGCAUAUAAUUCACAGUCGUCUCAUUCGCAUCCGAACCAUCCUAUCCAUCCUAUUUAUCCUAAUCACAGUCAUCAGCAAAAUUUGGCACAAACCUGUGACCCAUCUUACAAAAUGCAUCCUUCCAGUGUGUUACACCAACCAGGGCUUCCUUACCCUAAACACCCCUCAUCCUCCAAGUCUUCCUCCAUGGCUCUCUCUAUACCUCAGUUCCCAUCACAAGAAGUACCGAAGUCUCCGAUGCAUUCUCAAACCCAGCAACCCCAGUUCCACCAGAAUUUUAGUCCAAUUUCUAACCCCUCUCCAGCUGCCUCUGUGGUUCAGUCACCCAGCUGUAGUUCAUCUCCUUCUCCUUUGAUGGGUAGUGUUGAAGGCAGUUCUGCUGGAGCUUCUGUACACCCAGCUCACCCUCCUGUUCUGAAGCCACGAACCACCCACAGUAACAAUCAUCUGCUACAGAUGAUUCCUCAACUAAGCCCUACACCCAGUUCUAACAACAGCAGCAGCAGUUGUGGAAGCAGCAGUGUUAACACUGCCAGUCUGAGUACAAACCCAAGUAACAGUCACCCUCCAUCACAAAUGGGAGUAGGAACCAAAGGUGGGUUCAGUGGUGAGCCUCCAUCUUCCUCCCUGUACCCAGCUUCUCCACAAGAUAAAAUAAUCCUGGGCCCUGGAAACAAUAGUCUGAAUGCUUUAACUACGCAAGUGGCUAAUUUACCGAAUACUGUGCAACACAUGCUGCUCUCAGAUUCUGUUGUCUCACGUAAAAAAAGCAAAGAAAAUGGACCACAAAGUCAAGGCCAGCAAUCAGAGCAGUAUAUUCCUUCAAGUCAGCACAAAAACAAGAUUAUAAAUGCUGCUUGUAGUACAACUGCAAAAAGAGAAGGAAGUAAAAGUAAAAGGGAUAAUGGGAGCACUAAUUCUGAAGUUGCAAUGCAGGAGGAAUCUUCUCAAAUGUUGGACAGUCCAAUGAGGAGCGCUGAAGUUGAAGAGCAGUUUACAGAAAGGCAUAUGGAGAAUGUGAGAAGGUUGAGUGGAAUAGACAUUGUGUCUGAAUCAGAUGACCGCUGCCCUCCAUCCCAGAUUAUUCAAGAUGAAGUCAAGUCUCAGACUGAAAAGGGUUGUCAUGUCUCACCUGUUCAUGUGAACAUGGUAACAUCUAAACAGUGCAAAAUGUCAUCUCCCUCGCAGAAAACUGGCCAGACUGAUGAAUGUGCUGUUACACCUUCUUCCACAAUUUGUCUUGCUCCAUCAGUGAAACCCAUUGCAGUCCAUUCUUCAAUAGGCUCUUCUCCUGUUUCUCCUCCUUCCCCUGGAAUUUCUUCAUCUAAUGCUAAUGAUGAAACUGUUGUUUCUUGUGUACAUUCUAAUAAUGUUACUAAAGAGCUAGAGCAUGAGCAGAUAAGCAAUAAAUUAAAGGAGCUGGAGGAAGACAGCAAAUCACCUGUGGGAAAGACAAAACUUGAUAUUUCCCAGAAAGAAAAGAGCCUUCAAAAAGAGGAAGGAAGAAGCAAACAAAAGGAGAAGGAGGAAUGGGAGCAUACACAGCCUUCAUGGAAAGAAACAAAGAGUGAGAGAAACAAAUGUGAAAAGACAGACCAUUCUCAAGAAUCAAAUGGAAAACUGAGCUCUAAAGAAACCUACACAACAGGAGGUGUUGGGGUAAUUGUCUCAACCCGUUUAGAAGUAACUCAGCCUGAGACAAUGCCAGAACAGACAGAAUUAUCAGAUGAGUCUGAUCAAAAGAAUAAAGCUGGAAACUGUAGCUCUUACCCAAAAGAUGAGACUCACUCUUGCUCUUCCCUCACGGAUUCAAGUUGUCAAAAUGGUGAAAGUGAAGGAAUUUUGACUGCCAACCCUUCAUAUCAUGGUGCUAAAUUUCCUUCUAAACCAUUUUUCGACCACUGGGUAACGACUCAUCAACCUCAUUCUGACAUUCAGAAAACUCUCUAUGUAUAUGAAUUAUCAAAGGGUACUGGGAUGAAUUUAAAGACAAGCGGGCAACCGACAUCAUGUGAAGCAGGAAUAGGGACAAAUCUUCGGUAUCGGGAUUACCAUCAGCAUCAAUCACAUUACAGCUCUCCAGUACGAAAAAGGUCAGACAUUGAAGGGCAGGACAGAAUAGUGCAUGAUCUCAAUGCUCAUCUGCAACAACCAUUUCCAAGUCUUUUACAAGAAGUUCUUCAGGGUUAUCACACAGAUAAACGCUAUGGAUGCCACGAGAGAUUUUCUCAACCCUUACUAACCCCUAAUACUCAUCAUUAUUCCCAAUACAGACAUCCUCAAUCUGUGAUGGAACAGUUAAGACCCCAUGUUAUGACCACCCACACUACACUGAGUGUGGACCAUCACAUCACUUCUCAAACACCAGCCCUUCAAAAACAAUACCCACAAAAGGAGAGACAUCAAAGUGAGGUUUUCCUAAGACAAGAACCUUCUCUUCAGUCCUGGAGUGCUGUUGGCAUUGGAUCAAAGGGAGUUCAGUGGACUUCCUCAGACAGUCAGAGUAAAAUGGUAAUACCCCCAGGUCACACUGCUUCUAGCAUGCCGCAAUCUGCAGACAUACCCAGUUCCAAACAUAUCAAUCUGGCGGACUAUUCUCUUUCCCCAAGGAAAUUGUCCUUAAAUCAGUCUACUCCCACUUCUGCAGUACAGCAACUGCUAUUGCAGGAGACUGCAAUAAACAAACAUGAACAAACAAGUGACAGUCAAGUAUCAGUAAGACAAAGAAACCCUCAGAACAUAUCUUUAGCUGAGCGUCAUUCAGUCAUCUGUGACAAUUCACCAGCUGAUGAUGUGACAUCUGAAGGUGUGCUUGGCACAGAAAAAGAAAUGGAGACGGGGAAUUGUGAGCAACAAAUUGGGUGCCCAGGAGCUUCCGUUAUUCAACAGUCAGUAAGUUCUUCAUCUGAAAUGUUAAAACAAGACAAUGAAACAGAACCGAAUAUAAAGAGGGAAGUGAAGCAGGAAGAGAUCAACCAUGAAAUAAAGGGAGCCCCUAGCAUUGAAAUAUUUAAUUCUAAAACUUCAAAAGUAAAUGCCUCUGAACACCAUGCCAGAUCUCCUAAAUCAAUGGACAGAAAUAUGAACUUCUGUAGGACUUACAAUGAAGGAAAAGCUCUCACCAACUUAGCUUCUUACAAACCUCAACAAGCCUCCCAACAUUCUCUCUCAAAUUCUAAUUCUCAGUCAUCACCAAAUUCUUCAAGGUUUCGGUCCUACUUUGAAGGUUCAGAUGAAUCUAGCCAUUCUACAAAAACUGCUGGAUUUGGGUUUGAAGAAACAAGAAAGGAGGCAACCAACAAAAUUCAGAGUGCUCAUCAUCUUUCCAAACACCCUCAUUUAUCCUCUCAUCAUACACAAACCCCACAAUCCACUAACAGAUUACAAGUUUAUCCUCACUCACAUUCUGUUCAGUACUCUCAUAGUGUAGAUGACUGGCGAGCUCCAAGCACCAAUCAUCCUUCAUCCAAGGAUGUAAUAUACCCAGACACAAGUGAACGCCUGAACUCUUCAGAAGUUGGAGUACAAACAAGUAUGCUUUCUAACCACCAACUGCCCUCAGUGUCUUCACAUGGAAAUUACUAUAACAAAAUGUGGAACAUGUCACUGUCUGAAAAGAUGUCGCAAGGGGCAAUAGAUGGACAAACUGAUGGACAACAGCAGCCUGCUUCUGCUCUACCCCCUGAAUCAGUUGUUAAUCAUCUAAUUACAUCAACAGGCCUGAAGCAAUUAGAUUCAAACCAUGUAAGAGAUGGACGGGAAAACAUUGUCAAAUCAUUGCAUCCAGUGACUGAUAAUGGAACAAGUGGUGGUACUGGAGGUAGUAAUAGUGUAGGGACCUGUAGUAAAAGCAGAACAAGUGGGUCUGGGGAUACAAAACCCUUAAUGAUGAGAAGGAAGAUCCGUUCUUUCAUCUCUCCAAUUCCAGCAAAAAGGCAGCACCAGGACACAUUCCGACAGCAACGAGGACCCCCAAUUCAGCAUACCAGCUCUGCAUCCAGUCAUAAUGAUGCUGCUAAUUUCAAUAUAGAUGCAGUCCAUCUCAAUCCAUCCAGUCCAAGAAUGCCAUUGACUGUAUCUGCUCAAAUUGACUCUUCGGUGUCUCCAACAUCUACUAUUACUAAAACAAAAAUUCUUCCACAGAGGAAAGGCAGAGGUAUGAAAUUGGAGGCAAUAGUUCAAAAAAUUACACCUAACAUUAAAAAAGCAGAUGGUGACAGCAGUGUUAGUAAUACAGAUUCAGUCCCAAAUCAUCUGUCAAACUUGUCUCACACAACAUCUUCUUACAACACUGACAUCCAGGACCAUGAAUCUACUGAUGAAGGGAAUUUCACAGGAAUUAGUGCUCGCUCUGGAAAUUGCUUGCCCUAUAUGAGAGAUGCUCUCUCUUUAGAUGAUAUUGUAUUAUACAGAGGUGCUGAGGAGACAGGGCCUCAACCACCUACUGCGUAUCCAUGUGGUCCCCAUCAAGAUCAAAACAUGCUUAAAUGUGAUGUAAUGGGAAACAUGACAAGGAAUGUUAUCAAGGAUUUGGAGUCAGAAUUAAACUUUGACUUAGGGGUGUCAGGAGUUCCAAAAACAGAGAGAGAGUGCGCUGGAGAGAGGAUCAAGGAUGAUUUAAGGAUGCCUCCUGAUUUUCCUCUUCUAGGACCUUUACCCCCACCCCCACCAUUACCUUGUCCUGUACAGGCCUCCCCACCUCCCUCAUCCUCUGGCUUGGCAGACAUUCAGCAUUUUGAAACUACUUAUUUGCAGCUAGAGACACGAAAAGGUAAGCACACAGCAGCUACGCUUUUGAAACAAAAACUUCAAGAGAGCGAUAUUGAAUUAGGUAUGGAUAAUUAUACUAGAAGGGAUUACAUUGGUAUCAAGUCACCCCACCAUAACCAGAGCUUAGGUCACUGCCUGCUAAACAGUCCCUCACACCCCCAUUUGCCACAUCAUCAUCAACAUUCUUCUACUGGCACCACAAUGACAGACCAACAGUUUAUAGAACCCAAGCUUGAGAAUGCAGUGCCAAAAGGCUAUUUUCCAUCUGGGAAGAAAAAGGGACGCCCAGUUGGAAGUGUGAAUAAACAAAAGAGGACUCAAACCCAGUCUCAGAAUUUGUCUGUUAAUGCUUUACCCGUAUCCCACACAUCUGUGCCAGCUCCUACACCUCCAGUAGAGAAUCAAAGCACUAACAACACAAGUUUAGUUCCUGCUGACUCAUUGCAAUUUCCAAAAAUACCUCCUACCUCAGUUUCUCCUCCUAUUAUAUCACAAACAAAAAAAGAAGACACUGAAACUGAAGAGACCAAACCUGAUCCAGAAGCAAAACCUCGAAGACAGAGACGAAGAAAGAAGGAAGAUGGUCAUAUAGAAGAUGCCGGGCUACAACAAAGACGGAGAAAAAGAGGCAUAGUAGGGGUUUUGAGUAAGGAAGAAAUUGAUGCUGAGAUAGGAAGUGGAAAAUUCUGCAGCCGUGGGGUUUUCUCUACAUACAGAAAAUCUGUUUUUACCCCUUAUAUUCAUGUAGAAAGAAAGCUGGAGGAGAUGGGGAAUGUGUGUACCAUUGUGAAUGGAGAAGAUGAUAAGAAGAAGAUUGAAAUUGCUGUGGAAUACAGCAGAGGUAGAUGUGCAGGGAAGGAUGUGGGUCAAGGAGCUGACACUCCACUGAGCUCAGCCCUUUCUUCUCAACUUGUCAGGAGAGAUGGAGAAAAGGAUAAAGUGAAAGAGAAGAGAAAUGCAGAAAACUUAGCAUCUGUCCUUGUUCAGUCCAGCCCAACGGGUAAGGCCCUUCCUUCCUCUGGAUUUGUGCUCUCUGGACCUGUGAUGACUGAGUCAAGCACAAGUGACCAUCUCCUCUGCUGCUUAUGCAAAAAGUGGGCUAACUACAAAGAUCUAGGAGAUCUCUAUGGACCUUACUAUCCUCCUGAUUAUUUAACAAAGCUUCCCAAGAACUCUCCAGUGACCAGGCAGAACCAGAUAACUGUAAAGCUAAGCACUAUAGGGGUAGAUUUGGGAACAACCACAGCUGAAUUGUCAAAGCAACAGGUGUUGCUAACAGAGAUCCAGACCCCUGUAUCUGUAAUAAAUGGUAAUUCUUCAGCAGAAAAAGAUAGAGACCCUGCAUCUGCUGCUACUCCAACUGAAAAAGUGUCUCCAGUGGAAGGACUGAGUGUGUCAUGUAAUACAGACAAAAGUGGGAACAAAGAAAUAACAAAGGACAGUUGGGACCUGACAUCUGAACUGACCAUCACAGAUGUGAGGUUGAAUCUGACAGGAGAUGCAUUUAACCCUGAACAAUCACUGCAGAGUCCACAGCAACAGACGGAGGAUGCUCAGAAAAGACCACAACUCAGGAAGCUAACGUCACACCCACGUUUCAAAAGACGACAUAAAUCCAAUGAGGAUUUGCCCAAAACUGGAUCCAUUAACAACAAAGCCUUAUUGCCCUUUCAGCCCCCUCCACCUCUUCAGCUUGUUAACCAGGAACCCACUGAUCCUUCAGCAGUCUUAUCCCUGCUCCCUCAGGUGCCCAUAGAUGCUGAAGAGUUGUGGGUACAUGAGGGGUGUAUAGUCUGGACCAGUGGGGUGUAUUUGGUCAAUGGAAGGCUGUAUGGACUGCAGGAAGCCCUAGACGGUGCCAGAGACACAAGCUGCUCUUACUGUGAAGCGGCGGGUUCAACUCUUGGUUGCUACAGUAAAGGCUGCACUCUGAGAUAUCACUACCUUUGUGCCCUGGAGGCAGGAGAGUCCAUGACAGGCAAGACAGAGCCAAAGAUCAAGCAGUGUAGAUGGAGAAGAGUAACAGAUCCAGCUCCAACCCCUGUGGAACACCGGUUGAAAGAGACUGAGGGGAAGACAGGGAGCUACGCCAAGCCACCUGAGUGCUCCCUGAACGAAGACAACUUUUCAUUACGAUGUCCAAAGCACAAGUUCUCUCAGAAUGUUAAACCAGCUAAGAUCAUCCACCCAGAACAACCAGAGAGAGGCUGAGGGUGAUUGUGUGAGGAAGAGAAGAAAUUCCAACUGGGACUGGUUGACUAAUGCCAGUUCAAGAAAGAGGGAUGAAGAGAUAAAAAUGAAAGGAAAUGAAAAACGUGGCAAUUUUAUUUUAGUGCUAACGAACUAGAAAGACUUUUUUACCAAGCAAAAAAUAAAAAUUUGCGGUUUUCUGUCAUUGGUUGAGAAAAUGUGUAAAAAAAAAAAAAAAAAUGAAAAAGAUUUAUUGAAAAAGAAAACAUUGUGGACGAUUGUACAGUAGGACUGAGGGAAGGCAAACAAACUGGACCGAAAAGAAAAUCUGAGCCGACCCCUCGGACUGAGAGCAUAAAGAAAUUCAUAAAAAGGACUUUUCUUUCUCUUAAAUAAGCUUUGAAUUUGUAGAGAAACUGACCGAGCUGUUGUGCUUUCCUUCUUACCGUUGCUGUUAUUUUAUCUUUUUUUUUAUUGUGAAGCUCUGUACAGAUACAUGGAUGGAAAGGGGAACAGGGAAUUGUGAACAAGCAUCUGAGAGGACAUCGAGAGAUUAUGAAAAACUGAGAAAGGGCCAAUAUGUUAUGUGUUAUUCUUAUAAUCAUUAUGAUUUUUCUGUCAUUAUUUUGAUCUUUGCUGUUAUUGUCAUCAAGACAUUCCAGAUUUGAAUGGCAGUAUUUUAAUUUGGAAUUCAUACACUACAAAAAAAGUCGUAAAUGUCUUACUCAUUUAAUAUUUCUUAUGCCACCAAAUGCCUGAGAAGAAGAAUCAGUAAUAUGACAGUUUGGGUUUCCAUGAGGGUGGCAUUGCCUUGAAAUUUGAAUGCCUGUUGCCUUUUGAAUAAUUCAUUUAUGUGUGAGUGUAUUUAGGUUCACAUGUGUGUGCAUUUGGUCAUCUACCUUCAGUCCUUUGAAAAGUGUUCUUAUUUCACAUUCCAGUUUUACAGAGCAGACACAAACAACAUAUGUACAGACUUUUUUGAAGUCUUGUUUAUAGACAGAGAAAGAUUAUCUGAGUGAAAGAUGGAAGAAUGCAAAUGACCAUAUUGACCCUAUGGGUGUCUGAGUGAAUGAAGCCAAGAUUUAAGUUUUAAAAAAAAAAAAAAAAAAAACCUUAUUUCUUGCAGUGAAGAGGUUCAGUAAACUAAAAAUACAGAUAGGCAUAAACAUUUUUCCAUCCUAGAAAAGGCAAUGUUAAUAUAACGCUGAAAUGUAAACUGAUCUGUCUGUUGCUGUUUUCAUCAUUUCAGUUUUUUUUUAAUUCCAGUAAAAAAUGACAAUAUAAAGGGGUACUACAGCCUCCUGUAAAUAUGAACAGGAAUUAUAAAUUUAAUGGAAAAAAAUGGAAAAUGCUUCUUGAUGGGUUUUACUUUUAUACUCUGAUGUCCACGUUUCUCUUUCUAAUGUUUACAAAAAUAUGUCUGUACUUGUCUGUGUAAUGAUCCUUCUCCCCUUGUUCUUCUGUAUUGAGAGGGACAUCCCAGUUAUGGGCUUUGGCAUGUUCUACACUUAGAAGUCAUUUUUACAGUUUUCGAAAGUGUAUGAUGAAAAAAUAUAGUAAUAGAAUCAGUCUUUUGAGAACCAGAGCCAUAAGCUCCUCAUUCAGGUUCAGGAUUCAGACAGACAGGUCGAGUCAUACUUUUUGCAUACAAAGCCAGAGACCCAAGCGUGUCUCGUGCACAGGCUGAGGCAGGUCAUGAUCCGACGUUAUGCUGAUGCAGGUGUGUUUCCACGCCAAGUUACCGCAGAAUUGGAACGGAACCCAAAGGGAAACGGCUGCCCUUACAGAUGUGUUACCUUAAGCAUGUCAGGAAAAUGGCUGUGUUCUUAUGUGGUCUGAAAUGCAUAAGGUAGUCGUUGUGACAUACUCUACAAAUUCU